AUGGAAAAAUUGAAUGGGGUUGAUGUGGAUGCAGAAACCAAGAGACUUAUGGCAGCGAGUAACCGGGACCUGGUCACGAAAGACAUCCCCUCCACCGUAAAUGCCUUCCAGGAAGCAAGCAGCCUUCUGGGGAAGAAAUACGGGGAGACGGCUAACCAGUGUGCAGAUGCCUUCUACUUCUAUGGGAUGGCUCUGCUGGAGCUGGCACAAAUGGAAAACAAUGUCCUGGGUAACACUCUGGAGGGAGUGCCAGAAGAGGAAGAUGAAGAGUCUGAUAAGGACCGUAAUAUCCACAGUGCCUCCAACCACGAUGAGAAAGAAAGGGAGGAGGUAGGAGUGCAGGUAUAUGAUGCUAUGUCCGAGAAGGAUGAGAAGGCUAACAAAGAGAAUGGAGACUCGAAAGAAACAAAGACUGAAGAAGCUAAGGCUGAUGAGUUGCAGUGGGAGAAAUCUUCAGACGCUGCCGAGAACAAAGAUAGGGCUGAAGGAGAGUCUGCCUAA
Molecule: messenger RNA, 501 nt
Organism: Bufo bufo (common toad)
Lineage: Eukaryota; Metazoa; Chordata; Amphibia; Anura; Bufonidae
Product: histone-binding protein N1/N2-like
Exons: 1
Coding region: 1-501 (166 amino acids)
Biological process (GO): CENP-A containing chromatin assembly; DNA replication-dependent chromatin assembly
Cellular component (GO): nucleoplasm
Molecular function (GO): histone binding
Source: RefSeq, a predicted model, not a curated record